UUUUUUUUUUUUUUUACUUAAAUUUGUUGUUAAGCAUGAUAAAACCAGAGUUUAUUUUUUAUAAUGCCAAGAGAAUUAUGAAAGCAUGAAAACAACGUUGAUUAUGCCUGCAAGUCACUUUUGAUGAAAGCAUCGGCAAAAUAACAAAUUAUUUGUUUCAUUUAUGGUGCCAGGGUAAUCUGAGACAGUCAUGGACACUCUUGAAAACACCUUUAGGGAUCUCUCCAUCGCCCGGAGACUGCAGACCAGUGAGCCCACAUACAUUCUGGACCUUUCUCUUCCGUCUUCAGCUAGCAAUGGCUCUGCUGCAGGGUCAGAUGUGCUUGCUGUGUGCUGCUCUAAUCACUCUGUGCACCUGCACUGCAGAGAGACACUCCGCCUAGUGGGGGACUUCCAGGGUCACACAGCUCCUGUGUGUGGGGUCCGUUUCUCUCACCUCUCCCCCCACCUCCUGUUCACUGGAUCUAGUGAUGGGACACUGCGUUGCUGGGACGUCCGACGGCCCAAUUCCGGCUCAACCCAGGUGUUCCGUAGUGAGGCGACCCAUUCCUACUGCUCCUUUGAUGUGUGUUGCAGUGAUCAUGUGCUGUGCGCAGGCACGGAGCAGGUGGAAGAAGACAGUUUUUUAGUAUUCUGGGAUGCACGUAUGGUUCAGGAAGGGGUUGAGACAGGCUCAAAGCAGGGCGGUCUGCUGGGUGUGUACUCAGAGUCACACAGUGAUGACAUCACUGCGGUGAAGUUCCACCCACAGCAGGCAGACCGUUUGGCCUCUGGGGCCACAGAUGGGUUGGUGAAUGUCUUUGAUCUUAGUCUGGGAGGAGAGGACGAUGCUCUUGUCACCACGUGUAACAGCAAUUCCUCUGCAAGCUCACUCUGCUGGACAGGCAAGGAUCUUGACCAGCUGCUUUGUCUGACCCAUGAUGAAGGGCUACACCUGUGGGACGUGGCUCAACCAAAUAGCGAUGACCCUUUUACCCUUUUGAGUUCGACUGAUGCUCGAACACUUGUCCAGCUCCCUGAUGGAUCCUCACUUGAGUACUUUGUGGGCGGUACAUGGCUAUCAGAUGAGGGGCAUAUUCUUUUAGUGGGAGGGACCAAUCACGGAGAGCUCCACCUCCUGGACUGCAGUGGGAGUGGUCUGAAGUUAAUUAAAUCCUUGAAAAGGGGUCACUCAGCCACAGUGAGAUGCUUCCAGUGGGAUGUGAUUGGUCAAUAUCUGUUGACAGGCGGAGAGGAUGGCCAGUUGUUGCAGUGGAAGGCAGGAGCAGAGGAGAUCAGUGUGGGAAAGAAAGACACUCUGAAAAGCAUCUCUUCCAUGCAGCUCAAAACUAAAGCUCACAGAAAGCAUGCUACAGUGAAAGACCGGUCCAAGCCAGUAUGAUCACACACUGCAUAAGAGAAACUCAGAUUCCAUUAAGAGCCUGUCGACACUGAAACAAAAUAGUUAUUUUAUGAAAAUCAUAUGGUAUGGAAAUUUUAAUGUGCGCAGCAUUUUAAAUACACUGAGCAACUCAAGUCUGAUGUCUUUGCUGUCACAAUUGUAAGGAUAACCUAUUUGAGAAAUCAACUUUUCUGUGUUUUUUCUUUCAAGCAUUGAAAAAAUGAAAAUGUACACACCCUCAUGCCAUCCCAGAUGUGUAUGACUUUCUUCAGCUGAACACAAAUGAAGAUUUUUAGAAAAAUGUCUCAGCUCUGUAGGUCCAUACAAUGCAAGUGAAUGGUGAUCAGACCUUUGUAGCUCCAAAAUGCACUUAAAGGAAACAUAACAGUAAUCCAUAAGACUCCAGAGGUUAAAUCUAUAUCUUCAGAAGUGAUGCAAUAGGUGUCGGUGAGAAACAGAUCAAAAUAUAAUUCCUAUUUUACUCUAAAUCUCCACUUUUACAUCUGAAAGUCACACAUGGUGCCUGUUUAGUUUCACUUUCACAUCUGAUAGUGAAAGUUAAAGUGGAGAUUUAGAGUAGAAAGGACUUAUAUUUUCAAAACUGUAAAUGGGUUUCUCCUAAAGGGAUACCAGAAAACAACAUUUUAAUCUUAACAGUGUUGGUUUACCCAAAAAUGCCCCACAUUUUUGAUGAUUUAUAUCCAUACAAAAUUUUGUGUGAAAUAAUAGUUUUUUUUUUGGGCUGUUUCUCAGCCAAAACUGAUCGUAUAGCUUCAGAAUAUAUGGAUUAAACCACUCAAGUUGUAUGGAUUACCUUUAUGCUGCCUUUCUGUCCAUUUUGGAGCUUGAAAGUGUAGGACCCCAUUGACUUGCAAUGAAUGGGCAAAAACACUCUUUCCUAUCUUAUUCUAUCUCCAUUAAAAUAAUUUUGUUUGUGUUCCGCAAAAGAAAGAAAGUCUUACAAGUUUUAGAUGUAUUGGGGUGAUUAAAUGAUGAGAGAAUUAUAAUUUUUGGUUGAACGAUUCCUUUUUAUAAUUUUUUCCAGGCUGCUGAUCUGAUGAUUUUGAAAGUAUUUGGGAUCAUUAUAUUAGUGAUACUAAAAUCUUGUGUAUCUUUUCACAGGUAACAGUAGUAGAUACUAUGACAAUAACACCCCAUUCAGUCAUCCUAAAAUAAAGACAUCCAAAGUGUAUAUCGUUUAUUAGUUAAUGGUGUCAGACUGGCCUCAGUUUGAUUACACCUGCUAAAAGUCUUUAUUUUCUUCUGACAAUAAAUAUAUUGAUUGUUUUGAUAUUAAUUUAUGUUGAUGAUUAUUUAGAUUUUCUGCAUCCAUAUUGAUGCUUUUCUUUUAAUGUUUGGUUUUAACCUUUGUGUCAGGAGUUUGUCCAGCCUGAUUUUUCUGAUCACCAAAACAUUUCCAAACACCAAAAUAGGAUUAUGUGAGUGUUUUAUACAAAGAAAUAUUGCCGAUCUGAAAAUGUUACUGUUUACUGAUCAGAUGAUUUUUAAAGUACUUGCUAUUAUAAUCUUGGCCACAAUUUCACAUGGCUAUGAACACACAGUAUCAACACAGACAAUGAGAGUCCAUUGAACUAAGACUUUGGAUGUAAUGUUAGUAGAUUGUUGCCAAAGUGCCACAACAGGAUUGCACUUACACCAUCACUCUCUGUUCAUCACCUAGUGAACGGAAGCAGCCUUCUCAUUAACAUUUAAAGGGAUAGUUCACACAAUUUGAAUUCUCUCAUAAUUUACUCACACUCAUGCCAUCCCAGGUGUGUGACUUUCUUCUGCAGAACUCAAACAAAGAUUUUAGAAGAAUAUUUCAGCUUUGUAGGUCCAUGUAAUGCAAUUGAAUGG
Xyrauchen texanus (razorback sucker) is the source of this 3238-nucleotide messenger RNA. It is a transcript of the gene wdr89, whose product is annotated as WD repeat domain 89. NCBI's taxonomy places the organism in Eukaryota, Metazoa, Chordata, Actinopteri, Cypriniformes, Catostomidae. The record is from RefSeq and is a predicted model, not a curated record. Gene Ontology annotation, molecular function: protein binding. The coding region runs from base 191 to 1381 and encodes 396 amino acids. The transcript is spliced from 3 exons.